AUGGCUGCAAAUCUUGAAGUUCCUGCAUUCAAGACAAUACAGGGUGAUGAUGAACAAAUUUUCUAUGUUGCUCAAAGAAGGCCAUUUUUUUACAGACAAGGCAUGGCCUUGGAAAACAUGAAAAGACACUCCCAUGACGAUGAGGAAGACUCCCAUGACAAUGAUGAUGGAAAUAGACUCAGACAUUCUUCUUUCAGUGAGGCCCAAGAAGAUAUGUUUGCAGUGAAGCAUGGUUUGAUAGAGGAGGAUUUUGUAGAAUUUAAAACAGAGGAUAAAGAAACAAGAAAUCUUUUGACACAAACACAAAUCUUUUAUUCAAAUUUAGAAAACCCAAUUACAUUGUUGCAGGAGCUUUUGGAUCCAAAUUCAUGGUCAAAUGGAUCCACAACAACAUUUAAUACAAUUCAUGAAGACAAAGAAGACAAAGAGGAGGAUGUUUCGAAAAUGGUGUAUGUGGAGGCUGUGGUGAAGGAGACCCUCCAUCGCCGCCUGCCGGGGCAUUUCAUUUUGGGGCAUGCAGUUAUAGAGGAAACCACUAUUGGUGGUUACGAUGUUCCCAUGAAUGCCUUGAUGAAUUUUAUUGCUUGGGAAGUGGAUAACGAUCCCCAAGUGUGGUAA
This is a messenger RNA of Cryptomeria japonica (Japanese cedar), 618 nucleotides long. Its product is annotated as beta-amyrin 24-hydroxylase-like. Lineage: Eukaryota; Viridiplantae; Streptophyta; Pinopsida; Cupressales; Cupressaceae. The transcript is spliced from 3 exons. Gene Ontology annotation, cellular component: membrane. Gene Ontology annotation, molecular function: oxidoreductase activity, acting on paired donors, with incorporation or reduction of molecular oxygen, NAD(P)H as one donor, and incorporation of one atom of oxygen; iron ion binding; heme binding. Bases 1 to 618 code for a protein of 205 amino acids. The record is from RefSeq and is a predicted model, not a curated record.